ACGACAGGAAGCUGGGCCUUCGGUUUUCCAGUCCUGUUUAGGAUGAGCUUUGAAGACCGAAAAGGGAAUGGGGGGCGGGUUGCACGGGGUCCUAAGGUUGCAGCUUGCUCACUCCUGCUUUGUUAGGAGGAGUUUUACGGAAGUACUAGGGUCUUUGUAAAGAAGCGCCGGUCAAAACUCAGUAAAGGAUCUCUUUCUCGCGAGCUGCCUUCGACGAACGUGGGCCGAGACGCAUCCUUCCCGCCUGAGGCCGGACUCUGGCUGCGCGGAUCUCGGCCCGCGCAGCUUCGGCAUUGCUGGGACUGAACUCUGGCCCGGCGCUGAAGCGCUGGCUCAAGCCGAAAGCUACGAGGCCUGCUCUUCCUGCCUUUACAGACUGACUGGCACGGCAGAGAGAAGAGCAGGACUAUCCCCGCCCCCCCUCCGCCGCCCCUCCUGAAUCGACACUACCAACGGGCGCUGACACAUCUCGCACUCUCAACCACGUUGCAAACUCCUCCUCCGGUAGCCUAGUGGCAUUGGAAGAAGAGGAAUUGGGGAAAGAAAAGGAAGAGGCGGCGGCGCCCGAAGCGCCUCAACGGCCCACAGCCUUGAGCUGGAACGGGGAAAGCGCGAAGAAAUUAAAGCAAAACCGACCGCGGGGCGGGGACGGCGUCUAGCCGCCACGCCACGGCCCUCUUGAGCGAAGCGUGACCUCCCAACACGAUCGCAGCCCUCGAAGUGCCACGACGUCGAGAAAACAAGCAAACGAUUCAUUUCCCACGACCAGCACUGGAGUAAGUCAGUCUGUGGCUGAGCGCGCGCUUACCUGGGAGUCGGUGAGACCAAGCCGGCCUUGUUCUUUCAGAGGAAGCGUCCACGAGUCCGGGCUGCCGAGCUCUUGCGUCGUUCUUUCGCGCGCAACAGAACAUCCCGGGUUAGCCCGCGUGGAAGGAGGUCUUUUUCGGCCCCGCGGCGCGGGAACUGCAGAGAGCGGGGCUACAGAAAUCCGGACAGGCCGUCCUAAAUGGCAGCAAACGGAUACAGAAAGCUCUAAUUCUGUGGUGCCGACCAAUGAUCAUCCGGAUGCUUGCAUGCCAGAUCGGUACUUUCUCUGAAGUACUGCCUAACGCUAGGCAGAAUUGAAGAAAUGUUUGUGGUAGCUGUAGAUUUCUUCACAAACUGAAAGUUCAAAGAACUUGUACCUUAUCAUUUUUGAGGGAUACCCAGCAUUUAAAGGCUUCUUUGGGUAAUCUAAGAAAUACACAGCUCUUUCGAAAAAAUACCCUGAAAUGUGAAGUUUUUCCUCCCUAUUUUUUCUCAUAAGAAGUAUCAAGGAAUUUUAGUAACUAUGAAGUUUUGCUGAUGGCUGAGUGGAAAUCUUGUGUUUAACAUAACAGUAUUAAAAAUAUUAUUGACUCAAUUUUUUUCAAUUACUGUUUGGAUGAGCAAGUAAACAUUUAAAAAUGGAUAAAUAUGAUGAUCUGGGUUUAGAGGCAAGUAAAUUUAUAGAAGACCUCAAUAUGUAUGAAGCCUCCAAAGAUGGUCUCUUUCGAGUAGACAAAGCUGUUGGGAAUAACCCAGAAUUUGAAGAAACCAGAAGAGUUUUUGCUACAAAAAUGGCCAAAAUUCACCUUCAGAAACAACGAGAACAAGAGGAGCUGAUGAAAGGAGCUUCAGGGGCUUCAAAUGGUGGGGUUACUUUUGGUGCUCAGCUUCCAAGUUAUUCUAUAGCCAGAGACGCCACAGGAACAAAUAAAUUGCAUUCAGGAGAAAAUGUUGCUAAGCCUCCUUUGGCUGCAUCAUCAACAGUGUGUGCAGGUCAUCAGCUCGCUUUCCCAAGCCAGCCUCAAGGUCAUAGUGAUGGAGAGCGAACAAAAUUAUAUCAAGAUGACACUGGAUAUAACAACAAUCUACGAGGUCCAGAAGCUCCUGGAGGACUCAGUUGCCACAGACCAGGUCAGAUGGACCCGUGUAGUUCUAAGGCAGUUCUUCCUUCCCUAUCAUGGGAUGAGCACAGCAAUGGUGAUAAUCAAACAGGUGUUCAAGGAAGGGGGAAAGAUGCUGGUAAGCUUUGCAGCCAGAAAUCCAAUAUGGGCUCCCAUUUAUGGUCAAACAUUAGCCAAGAUGAGUCAUUGCAGAGAAGCCCUACAAAACCUCACACAGAUCUCCAUCUAUGCCAACAAUCCCAGAGCCCUUACAGAUCUUUAGAAAGUGGGUACGGAAGUCAGGAAAUUGGGAGUGAAGGCUCUGGACUUAGUAAGAGCUGUAACCAAAACCCAGUUUGCCAGAGAUCAUCAUCUUUUUCUCAUGCUAGUACCCCCUUGUCUUCAAUUGGGGUUGGUGAUGAAUCACCCAUGAGAUAUUCACAGCCGAGAUCUUCCUCAUGUUCUGUUACAUCAACACAUCCUUCUAGGACUCUUUCAAAUCAGUCUGUUAAUUUUCAUCCAAAUAGAAGCAGUGGUGACAGUCACUUAAGACAUAGUGAUAGCACUCAGCCUUCAAUUUCUACUCCAGCACCAUCAAGUGCAGAUUAUCAGCAGCACAAUAUUCAUCCAUAUACUUCAGAUCAUUUUGUAGUUCAUGGUCAAAAUCACAGGCUUACUUCUGCUGGAUCUGGCCCGAGUCUUGAGCAAAAUUCUAUCACUGCAGCAUCUCAUGGACCAAUGAUUUCUGAUGUUCCCAAAUCUCCUUUUAAAGAGGGUGUCAUCAUUCAGCAGCAUGACUCUGGUCACCAAGAAAUGUCUGGUUCUGCAAAAAUUAAAUUACCCUGUCAGAUGCUCCUUCCACAGCAGGAACAAGGGCCCUCUACUGCUGAAUUAAAAUUAGAAGCUCUUACUCAGCGCCUGGAGCAGGAGAUGGAUGCAUGUCCCAAGGCUGAUUACUUUGGAACCUGCGUGAAAUGCAACAAAGCUGUAUAUGGUGCAAACCAGGCUUGCCAGGCAAUGGGGAAUCUCUACCACGAUGGAUGUUUCACCUGCGGAGCAUGUAGCCGAAAGUUAAGAGGGAAAGCCUUUUAUUUUGUUAAUGGGAAAGUGUUUUGUGAAGAAGACUUUCUGUAUUCAGGCUUCCAGCAGUCAGCUGAUCGGUGCUUCAUAUGUGGCCAUUUGAUCAUGGAUAUGAUUUUGCAAGCUUUGGGAAAGUCAUACCAUCCAGGCUGCUUCCGCUGUGUGAUUUGUAAUGACUGUCUUGAUGGAGUGCCAUUCACAGUAGACAGUGAGAACAAAAUCUACUGUGUCCGAGAUUACCACAAAGUUUUGGCACCAAAAUGUGCAGCUUGUGGUCAUCCCAUUCUGCCAACUGAAGGCUCUGAUGAGACUAUCCGUGUGGUGUCAAUGGACAAGGAUUACCAUGUAGAGUGUUACCACUGUGAGGACUGUGGAAUGGAACUCAAUGAUGAAGAUGGUCAUCGUUGCUACCCACUAGAUGAACAUUUGCUUUGCCAUUCUUGCCAUCUUAAGCAUAUAGAGAAAGGCACCAGUCCUGUAGCUUCCUAUUGGCAUCACUAUUAGUACUGCUAAAGUUCCCAGAAGCCUGUUAAAGGAACUCAGUAAUUUCUGGGGAGCAGUCAUUUCCCUCAGCUGACAAUAUGGGAUGAAGAUCUUUUAUGCACAUAGGAGACUGACAAAAUACAUAUAGUAUUAUCCAGAAUAAUUUGUAGUUUCUGUGUCCUUAGGCUGAAAAAUGGGGAAGGAAUGAUUUCUUUUGGAUCAUUUGAGAAGAACUUAUAAGAAGCAAAUCAUGACACACUGCUUUCCAAUUUGUAGACCUUCAGAUCUGUAUGUAUGUCAGUAAUCUUUUUAUAGUUUCCACAUGUCAUUUGUGGAAAUACAAUAUACAUUUCAUCAGCUGGUCCAGUUGGUGACUAGCUCUUCAGUUUUGAGCUCUGGAAAUCUUUGGAAUGUAUUUUCAGUGUGUUCUCUUAGUGAGCUUAGUCACAAAAAGUUACCCUUUUAGUGCAGUUUCCCUUCUAAAAAUGGAACUAACAGAGACCCCUUUAUGAUUUGAUCCUGAACUCUAAAAAUUGCACACAUUUUGAAAACAAUUGAUCUGGUAAUUUCUCCAUUUUAUUUAAAUCCCAGCCCUACUACCUAAUGUCAGAAGUGAGAUGACACUGAUGUAUGAAAUUCCAGGUAGUCAGAAUCAGCCAAGAGCACACAUAGAGACAGUUUAUAGAGGUAGCUGCUUUUAUAACUUUAAUUUGAGCACUUGAAACAAUUUGAGAUGAUACGAACUUUUAAAAUAAAUUUUUAGAAAAACACUGCGAGAAAUAGAAUUAUCUGUACUGAAGGAGGAAAAAUUAGUAGCUGUAUUUCUUGUUGAAUUCCUGUGCCUUAAGCCACAGAUAUGUUCAAUACUUGUGAUAUUAAAACUUGUGUACUUCUGGUUACUAAUUCUUAGGAUAAACCUAAGCAGAUAUGUUAUUAAUGUUAAUUUAAUUUUUUUUUGCCCCAGAUGUCUAUCAUUUGAUUGUCCAUAUACAACCCAACUUUAUUGUGUGCCAAUAAACUAAUUUCACAUCA
Molecule: messenger RNA, 4502 nt
Organism: Python bivittatus (Burmese python)
Lineage: Eukaryota; Metazoa; Chordata; Lepidosauria; Squamata; Pythonidae
Gene: LIMD1
Product: LIM domain containing 1
Biological process (GO): response to hypoxia; cytoskeleton organization; regulation of DNA-templated transcription
Cellular component (GO): transcription regulator complex; P-body; nucleus
Molecular function (GO): transcription corepressor activity
Source: RefSeq, a predicted model, not a curated record